Choloepus didactylus (southern two-toed sloth) is the source of this 1739-nucleotide messenger RNA. It is a transcript of the gene TSPAN6, whose product is annotated as tetraspanin 6. The transcript is spliced from 8 exons. The coding region runs from base 146 to 883 and encodes 245 amino acids. Gene Ontology annotation, cellular component: membrane. NCBI's taxonomy places the organism in Eukaryota, Metazoa, Chordata, Mammalia, Pilosa, Megalonychidae. The record is from RefSeq and is a predicted model, not a curated record.
AGAAAAAUUGUACAGUGCUUCCGGCUCUUAGUUUUAGACGCUCGUAAGUUUUCGGCAGUUUCCGGAGAGACUCGGAGACUCCGCGUCUCCCUUGCUCGGUCUGUUCUGAUCGCCUAGUUCGGUGGUGCGGGGUUUUGGGUUAGUCAUGGCGUCCCCGUCUCGGAGAUUGCAGACUAAACCAGUCAUUACUUGUUUCAAGAGCGUCCUCUUGAUCUACACUUUCAUCUUUUGGAUCACUGGUGUUAUUCUGCUUGCCGUAGGCAUUUGGGGCAAGGUGAGCCUGGAGAAUUAUUUUUCUCUUUUAAAUGAGAAGGCCACAAAUGUCCCCUUCGUGCUCAUAGGCACUGGCACUGUCAUUAUUCUUUUGGGCACCUUUGGCUGUUUUGCUACCUGCCGAGCUUCUGCAUGGAUGCUAAAACUGUAUGCAAUGUUUCUGACUCUCAUUUUUUUGGUCGAACUGGUCGCUGCCAUUGUAGGAUUUGUUUUCAGACAUGAGAUUAAGAACAGCUUUAAGAAUAAUUAUGAGAAGGCUUUGAAGCAAUAUAAUGCUACAAGAGAUUAUAGAAGCGAUGCAGUAGACAAUAUCCAAAGUACCUUGCACUGUUGUGGUGUCACCAGUUAUAAGGAUUGGGAAGAUACUAAUUAUUAUUCAGAAAAAGGAUUUCCAAAGAGCUGCUGUAAACUCGAAGGUUGUUCUCCGUGGACAGACGUAAAUAAAGUAAACAAUGAAGGUUGUUUUAUAAAGGUAAUGACCGUUAUAGAGUCAAAAAUGGGAAUCGUUGCAGGAAUUUCCUUUGGAGUUGCUUGCUUCCAGCUGAUUGGAAUCUUUCUAGCCUACUGCCUCUCUCGUGUCAUAACAAAUAACCAAUAUGAGAUAGUGUAACCAGCGUUUCUGCAGUCUUACUCCUCUCUACUUUAAGGACACUUAAGUUCUCCCUAGUGAAAUGUAAGAUUGCUUGGAUGGAAGACUGCUGAAACUACUUACCAAUAGACUGAAAAACUGCUGAGACUACUUACCGAUAGACUGAUUCAAUCAAGACCUUAGUUUAAUAUGUUCUACAUCCACCUUAUGUUCCAUUCAUGUUAGAACAUUGAGGCCCUGUAUCAAUCUGAAAUACUGGAAGAGCUAGUAAAUUGUAAAUGAAGUUAUCUCUGUCUCUUGACUUUUAUUUUUCUCUUAAUGUAGUGCUAUAAGAUGGAAUAUUGAUCCCUCUGAAUUUGCUAUUGAUGUAGUGUGAUAGAUUGAGCCCUCUGAAUUGGCCCCUUCCCAACCAAAUUAUCUGGUUUGAUUGUAAUUUGUAUCAAGAAGUUGAACUGCUUUCAUUAGUCUCCGGUCUGCUUAUAGGCAGAGAAUCACAUUGUUUAAUUUAAUUCCAGUCAGUAGAUAGAUGGUAGUAAUGGUCUUUGAACUAAUGCACCCAAGACUAAGAAAUAGUACCAAUAUUCUGUGAUACAUCAGGUUUCAACACACUUACAUUUUACAUUUUUUGGCCUCCAAAUUAAGGUGUUUAUACUGAUGUUUGUAUUUUCCCUAUUGUUCUAAAGGUUCUAAUUAUUACUUAAUGGUGUCAGAAUUAUGGUAUUUUUCUUAGGAAUUUAAAGGAAGUAAUUGUCAUUAGCCUUAGCUGGUAUUUCCUUAGCAAGUUGAUAAGACUUAAUUGUCAAUAUUAUGGUCAACUUUAAUAGACUUAGUUUUGGUUUGUGCUUGCAAUUAAUAAAUAUAAAUUUUUUACAAUAAA